Molecule: messenger RNA, 1491 nt
Organism: Toxotes jaculatrix (banded archerfish)
Lineage: Eukaryota; Metazoa; Chordata; Actinopteri; Toxotidae
Product: transmembrane protein 151B-like
Exons: 2
Coding region: 1-1491 (496 amino acids)
Source: RefSeq, a predicted model, not a curated record
AUGUCCCCUCCAGCAUCGGCGGCUGCGACGGCGAGUGAAAGCAGCACGACCACCGUUUUCGAGGAGGACACCAGAGAGGAGCAAAGACCUCUGAAGCAAUCUCUGAGCAAGUCCCUAUGUCGGGAGAGUUUCUGGAAAUGCCUGCUCCUGUCCGUCCUCAUGUACGGCUGCAUGGGAGCCAUGGUCUGGUGUCAUGUCACCAAGGUGACCCGCCUCACCUUUGACAGUGCCUUCAAAGGGAAAUCCAUGAUGUACCAUGACACCCCCUGCUCUGAUGGCUAUAUCUACAUCCCUCUGGCCCUACUGGGCAUGCUCUAUUUAGUCUAUCUUGUGGAGUGCUGGCACUGUCAUGUGAAGAAUGAGCUGCAGCACAAAGUGGAUGUGGAGGGCAUCUAUGAGCGCAUCCAGAGGAUGCAACAAGCUAAACCCUGCAUCUGGUGGAAGGCCAUAAGCUACCACUAUGUUCGGCGAACUCGGCAAGUCACACGCUACCGCAACGGAGACGCUUACACUAGCACCCAGGUUUACCAUGAACGUGUCAACACCCAUGUGGCAGAAGCUGAAUUUGACUACAGUCACUGUGGUGUUAAAGAUGUUUCCAAACAGCUGCUGGGAUUGGAGAAGUCUGCUCUCACAAAGAUGCGCUUCACCAAGUGCUUUAGCUUUGCCAACGUAGAGUCAGAGAACUCCUACCUUACACAGCGAGCAAGGUUUUUCACCGACAAUGAGGGCCUUGAUGACUACAUGGAAGCCAGGGAGGGCAUGCACCUGAAAAACAUUGACUUGAAGGAGUAUGUCCUGGUGCUGUCUGACCCAGAGCACCACCCCUGGUAUCUGUCCCACUAUGUCUUCUGGUUUGCCUCAUUCCUCACGUUCUCCUGGCCUCUCAGAGUCUUCACAGAGUAUCGUACUGCAUAUGUCCACUAUCGUGUAGAGAAGCUGUUUGGGCAUGAUUACCUCCCCGUGACUCCAUGUGACGAUCGGCCAUAUUGGCGCCGUAUCCCUCGUGUUAACACCAUUGACAGUACUGAACUGGAAUGGCACAUUCGAUCCAACCAGCAGCUGGUUCCCAGUUACUCAGAGGCUGGCCUGAUGGACCUGGCCCAGUGCCCGUCCAGCUUCAGUGGGAUCCGUCAGAAUUGUGAGCGCUGCCAUAGAGCCAUCAGCUGCUCCUCCGUGUUCUCCAGGAGCGCCCUCAGUAUCUGUACCGGGGCCAGCUCCCGCAUCCCCUUCAGCGGCAGUCGGUUCUCCUUGGCCAGGCGCUAUGGCUCCCAGCGCAGCUGCUUCUGGAGGAGCGGCAGUUUGGAUGACCAUGAGAGCCCCAGUGAAAACACCCGCUGUCUAUCAGAGCGUCUCACCACAGAUGAUGAGGAACCCCCAGACUAUGAGGAUGCACUUUGCUACCCAGUGCUCAUUGUCCACUGCAGCGAGAACUGCCACAACCACAGGUCGUUCCACAGACAUGGCUCCUGUGUGGAGACUUCUCUAUGA